Castor canadensis (American beaver) is the source of this 954-nucleotide messenger RNA. The record is from RefSeq and is a predicted model, not a curated record. Lineage: Eukaryota; Metazoa; Chordata; Mammalia; Rodentia; Castoridae.
UUUCAGGUGACAUUCUAUGAGAUCAUGGAAAAAGAAAAUGCAACAUUGGUGACAACAUUUAUUCUCACAGGACUCACACACCAACCAAAGUGGAAAAUCCCCCUUUUCCUGGUGUUGUUUGUUUUAUACAUCAUAACCAUUGUGGGGAACCUUGGUUUGAUUGGUCUCAUAUGGAAGGACCCUCACCUUCACAUCCCCAUGUACUUAUUUCUUGGGAAUUUAGCCUUUGUUGAUGCGUGGUUAUCAUCAACAGUGACACCAAAAAUGCUUGUUAACUUGUUACUGGGAAACAAGGUGAUAUCUUUGAGUGAAUGCAUGAUACAAUUUUUUUUCUUUGUAAUCAGUGUAACUACAGAAUGUUUUCUCUUAGCAACAAUGGCUUAUGAUCGCUAUAUAGCCAUAUGUAAACCUUUGUUUUAUCCAGUGAUCAUGACCAAUAGACUAUGCAUCCGGCUAUUAGUUUUGUCAUUUGUAGGUGGCAUUCUUCAUUCCACAAUUCAUGAAAGUUUUCUAUUGAGGCUAACUUUCUGUAACUCCAAUAUAAUACAUCACUUUUACUGUGAUGUUAUGCCAUUGUUAAAGAUUUCUUGUACUGAUCCUUCUAUUAAUUAUCUAGUAAUUUUUAUUUUCUCUGGUUCAAUACAAGUAUUUACCAUUGGGACAGUUCUUGCCUCUUACACAUUUGUUCUCUUUACAAUCUUAAAGAAGAAGUCUGUCAAAGGCAUAAGGAAAGCCUUUUCCACUUGUGGAGCCCAUCUCUUAUCUGUGUCUUUAUACUUUGGUUCCCUUCUCUUCAUGUAUCUGCUUCGUGCAUCUCCACAAGCAGAUGAUCAAGAUAUGAUGGAUUCUCUAUUUUAUACUGUCAUAAUUCCUGUGUUGAAUCCCAUCAUAUACAGUCUGAGAAAUAAGCAAGUCAUAGAUUCUCUGAAAAAAAUGCUAAAGGGAAAUGUUUAG